Cygnus atratus (black swan) is the source of this 2345-nucleotide messenger RNA. RefSeq names its product salvador family WW domain containing protein 1 (gene SAV1). Gene Ontology annotation, molecular function: protein binding; molecular adaptor activity. Bases 169 to 1323 code for a protein of 384 amino acids. The transcript has 5 exons. The record is from RefSeq and is a predicted model, not a curated record. Lineage: Eukaryota; Metazoa; Chordata; Aves; Anseriformes; Anatidae. Gene Ontology annotation, biological process: hippo signaling; regulation of cell population proliferation; apoptotic process.
CGGGCACGCGCCGUCGGGCACGCGCUCACCCCCCUCAGGCCCCAACGGGCGGCCCCUGAGGGAGCGCGGCCGGGGCGGCCCGGGGCUGAGGGGCGGCGGCGGCGGCGCCGGGCAUGCGGGCGGUGGGACGGGGACGGGCAGCGGGACCGGGAGCGGGCCGGCAGGGGGAUGCUGUCGCGGAAGAAGACCCGCACGGAGCUCUCGAAGCCCGGCGAGGUGCAGGGCAAGUACGUGAAGAAGGAGACGAGCCCGCUGCUCCGCAAUCUGAUGCCUUCAUUUAUCCGCCACGGUCCAACCAUUCCAAGACGAACUGAUAUCUGUCCUCCUGACUCCACUCCUGCAUAUGCUGCUGGGGGAGAUGGAAUUGUUUCCAGGAAUCAGAGCUUCCUUCGAACUCCAGUGCAGAGGCCACCUCAUGAAAUAAUGAGACGUGAAAGCAACAGACUGUCUGCACCCUCCUAUCUUGCUAGAAGCUUAGCUGAUGUCCCUAGAGAAUAUGGCUCUUCCUCCCAGUCCUUUUUAACAGAAGCUAAUUCUGUUAUGGAAAAUGGAGACGCGGGCGCCCGUUGCUACUAUUACGAUCACUUUUAUGAUGCCCAAAGGAGACGUCAGUUAAAUGACCGCUUGCAUGAGGACUACAGGUAUUACGAACACACCAAUGAUCUUUUCCAGAGGAUGUCCCAGAAUCAUGGGAGGCACACUUCAGGCAUCGGGAGAGUUGCUGCUACAUCUCUAGGAAAUUUAACCAACCAUAGUUCUGAAGACUUGCCUCUUCCUCCUGGCUGGUCAGUGGACUGGACUAUUAGAGGAAGGAAAUACUAUAUAGAUCAUAACACUAAUACAACUCAUUGGAGCCACCCACUCGAGCGUGAGGGACUGCCUCCGGGAUGGGAGAGAGUCGAGUCAGCAGAAUUUGGAGUGUAUUAUGUGGAUCACAUCAAUAAAAGAGCUCAGUACAAACAUCCUUGUGCUCCCAGCGUUCCCCGUUACGACCAGCCUCCCCCGGUGACUUACCAGCCCCAGCAGGCGGAGCGAAGCCAGCCCCUCCUGGUCCCUGCGAAUCCCUACCACACCGCAGAGAUUCCGGACUGGCUGCAGGUCUACGCCAGGGCUCCUGUGAAGUACGACCACAUCCUGAAGUGGGAGCUCUUCCAGCUCGCGGACCUGGACACGUACCAGGGCAUGCUGAAGCUGCUCUUCAUGAAAGAACUGGAACGGAUCGUUAAGCUGUACGAGGCGUACAGGCAGGCCCUCCUCACCGAGCUGGAGCAUCGCAAGCAGAGGCAGCAGUGGUAUGCCCAGCAGCACGGCAAGAAUUUCUAAGCUAACAACUCUUUCUAAUAGACUUCUAUGAGGACACUAUGAGCUUUAAAAUGUUUCCACACUUCAUACUAUGAAAAAGUGCUUUGGUUGAAAAGGCAGCUUAUUUUUGUUGACGUUGCACCUUUGUUAUUAUCCUCUUGAAUAUUUUUCUACAUGUAUUAUGUAUUGUUUAUAAAACGAAAAAUGUUUGUUAACCUUUUUCCAUACAAAAACUAGUUUAUUAUUCUGAAAACCAGCAUGGAGUUACGGAGUUUGAUCAGAGACUUGAUUCUGGUAUCUUUUUCUAGCAGUUGGCUGUAUUAUUAAGAAGCUGACUAUAUAUUUUUAAAUGGCAAUAGAUGCAAUUACAAGAAAUGCCCUGGAUGCAAAACAUUGUUAAAAUCCAAAUUACUAUUUUGGUGUAUUUCCCUCUGGACUUUGUAUCCCUCUUGAGAGAGGUCUGUUCUUUGUUUACAGCUUUAAUGUACAGAACACUGACACUGUUACUUCUCAGUACUACAACCGUACAGAAGCUGAUUUCACCAAUCUAAAAGUGCUUCAUGAAAAUGAAGUCUGAGUUGCCUUAUUUUUUACUUUGUUUAAUGCAUUAUUACCUUAGAUUUAUUACUAGUUUUCACAGAAGUUAGUCAGAGGGCGAAAUACUUGUACCUUCUUAAAGACCAAUAUCACUAAGCAAACUCUUCAAAGGUUCUUAAAUGCUAGGUAGACUGCAUUUUAUGAGCCCCAGUCACACGGGAAGGUAGUAGCAUUGUCUAACCAGCUUACCAACCAGCUGUACCACACCAUGAAAAAAAUCAGGGAUGUAUCAACAUUUUUUUUUACCGAGCUUUGUCUUGUAUUAAAGUUUCCUUACUUGGGGAAAAUUUUUACUUGUACAGUUACCCUCGCCAAUAUUUUCAUUUGGUUCAUUGAUUGUCCUGAAAUGUUAUUUAUGGAUUCUUUUUAGUGCAAUAAACAUUGUUGCAGACAAAAAUACAUUUCUUGUAAAUCCUGUUAAUUCAAUAAAAAUCACUUUUGUUUAA